AUGAGCCCAGAAAGGUUCAAACAUUUAUUGACCCUGGUUGGCCCCUUAAUUACCAAGAAGACUACUAAAAUGAGAGAGCCCAUUUCUGUUGCAGAACGCUUAACCCUCACAUUGCGCAUGUUGACCAGUGAGGAUGAUCAACAACCAUUAGCUUUCAGUUAUUGCCUUGGUAGGACCACUGUCAGCCACAUUCUGAGGGAGACAUGCAGUGCAAUUUAGAAGGCCCUGGGAGACAUUCAUGUAGGACCACAAAGUUCACCUGACCACUGGAGAGAAAUUUCAAAGGAAUUUGAAGACCUGUGGAAUUGAAUUACGGUCAGGUUGCCGAUGGUUCAACUCGCCAACGCCAACUUGCCAACCCAUAAAAUCGAGUGGAAAUGUUGGCAGUUUGGUCUUCAAUCCAGUACAACUUAUUAGAAGUUAAACAUGUAGAAAAGUAAAAGAUCUUUUGUAAGAAAGCAAUUUUUUUCUUCUUCCAACAAAGUCUAUAAAGACAUCAUGGUGAAUAAAGCAGGGAAACAAGGCCAAUGACUUAGAAAGCUCAGACGCGACCAAGAUAUUGUGUGACAACAACACUGCAAAGACUCUUCGUGUCAAUCGGUCAGAUUUUUUUAAAGAAAACUUGGCUUUCUGGACAAGAUCUUCAGUUCAAAAACAAUUCUUUUUCCGACAAAGUUUAUAAGGAUGUCAAGGUGAAUAAAGCAAGGUGAACAUCGCCAAUGACCAAAACAGCUUUAGAUGCGAGCAAGUUAUUGUGAGACAACAACACUGUAAAGACUCAUCAUGUCAAUUGGUCAGAUUUAAAAAAAAAAACUUGGCUUUCUAGACAAGAUCUUUGGUAAUAAACAAUUCUAUUUAUUUCUAAUAAAUUUUUUAAGAAUGCCAAGGCAAAUAAAGCAGGGUGAACAUCGCCAACGACCAAAAAAGCUUUAGAUGCAAACGAGUUAUUGUGUGACAACUAGCGAAUUGUUUUUUACGAACGAUCUUGUCUAGAAAGCCAAAUUUUCUGAAAAGAAAAUCUGACCGAUUGACAUGAUGAGUCUUAAAUUUUGUUGGAAGAAAAAAAAUUGUUUUUUUUUUUUUUUUACCAAAGGUCGUUUACUUUUCUAUAUGUUUAACUAUUAAUAAGUUGUACUGGAUUGAAAACCAACUCAUCGACGUUUCUACUCGAUUUUAUACAUCGGUGAGUUGGUGUUGGGGAGUUGAACCGUCGGCGACUCGACCGAAUACUGUGGAAUUUACCUCACUGUCUUGGUGCAACUAAUGGAAAACAUGUUAAUAUGAAAUGUCCAAAUAAUAGUGGAUCUUUAUAUUACAAUUAUAAAAGCUUUUUAAGCCUUGUAUUAAUGGCAAUUUGUGAUUCUCACUACAAUUUUACUUUGGUAGAUAUUGGUGACUAUGGGAGCAGUAAUGACAGUGGUGUUUUAUCACAUUUCAUAUAUGGGAAAAGCCAUUGA
Molecule: messenger RNA, 1457 nt
Organism: Pocillopora meandrina
Lineage: Eukaryota; Metazoa; Cnidaria; Anthozoa; Scleractinia; Pocilloporidae
Source: the annotation of a GenBank genome assembly